Molecule: messenger RNA, 1242 nt
Organism: Aspergillus wentii DTO 134E9
Lineage: Eukaryota; Fungi; Ascomycota; Eurotiomycetes; Eurotiales; Aspergillaceae
Exons: 4
Coding region: 1-1242 (413 amino acids)
Biological process (GO): polyketide metabolic process
Source: RefSeq, a predicted model, not a curated record
AUGUCUGGAGCUACGAUUUCUCUCCCUCCUGCUCCAUCCGUUCAUCUGGGACGUGGUGUCGUCUUGCAAUCCCCGCUUUCUCGCUGCGGUCAAGGACCCGGCCUGAUCAUCCUGCGGCCCAGCAAAUAUGCAGACUGCCAACGCCAAAAUGAGAGUCUUGAUCCAGAGCCGAUCAAGAAAUGGGCCGAAGAGAGCUAUACGGUGGUCCAGAUCAGUCUGGAUGAGGAGUCAAGUGGUGACAAGAUCUGUGUCCUUGAACUUGUGCGAACUGCAGUAGACGCUUUGGUCUCGUUGCCCAAAUGCGACCCGAAUGACAAGAUUGGACUUUUAGUGUAUGGCUCCCAGGCAGACUAUGCGGACUCCUUCGCGGGAACGCUCUAUGACGUCGCGGCAUCAAGUGAAAGCAUCGUGGCCGCAGUGUACUUUGAUAUCUGGGGCUCAUUCAUCGGCAAGCCAGUUCUCUUACAUGUUCCAGGAGGCCCUAAUAAUAUGCAAAAGCAUGAAGGCUUCACGGGUUAUUCGUAUCCUGAAGUGUCCUCUUCAGGCUUUGUUAUUCCGGGCCACCCAGAGUUCAAGCUCUCUUCGGCCGGGAUCGCGCACAGCCGAAACUUGGGUUUUUUCAAAAAGCAUAUGAAUGCUCCUUACUUUGACCUAGAGAAGAUCUGGGAAGAGCACACAUUGUAUGAGUUUGGGGAGCGAUCUGUUGAAAAGACUAUGGCAACUAUGGUGCCGGAGCCAUAUGUGAAUCAUAUUCCGACGCUGACUGGGGGAACCGGUCAUGCACGGCUAAGCAAUUUCUAUCUCAACCAUUUCAUCUUCAACAACCCCGAUGACACAGCACUUGAGCUGAUCAGUCGGACGGUCGGCAUUGACCGGGUUGUGGACGAGUUCAUUUUCUGUUUUACGCAUAAUAAGCAAAUGGACUGGAUGAUCCCUGGUAUCCCGCCAACAGGGAAGGCACUCCGCGUACCAUUCACAUCCGUCGUCAACAUUCGAGGAGAUCGACUGUAUCAUGAGCAUAUAGCAUGGGAUCAGGCCACAGUGCUCGUGCAACUGGGACUGAUGCCCGAAUACCUGCCAUAUCCCUAUGCUCUUCCCGGUGGACAGCAGCCGGCUCCAGGGAAGCGAUUCGAGUAUCGGGUGCCCGCUGCAGGAGUUGAGUCUGCAGAAAAGCUGGCAAACGAGCACAUGGUGUCAUCCAACCAGAUGUUCGAAUAUAAAGUUCGAGAGGUUGACAACUAA